AUGGAAAAAUUGCAAACUCUUUCGAUGGCAUAUGAGAAGUGCUUUCAGAAUCUGCAUUAUGUAGAGCGGCAUGAGGAUCAUACAAUUGCACAUGCAAUUCAGACAUCGUAUAAAAAGACUAAGGUGUAUCUUUGGCCAGCUCCUACACAAUCAGGGAUGAAGGCAGGCAAAACUGUGGAGUUGAUUCUUAACUUAACUGGUUACAGAAAUGUGAAAUCAAAGGUUGUUGGUUCAAGGAAUCCCCACAACACUGUGAAGGCUCUCUUCAAGGCAUUAAAUGCGAUUGAAACUCCCAAAGAUGUUCAGGAAAAGUUUGGCCGAACUGUGGUUGAAUCAUAUCUACUGUGA
Salvia miltiorrhiza (redroot sage) is the source of this 348-nucleotide messenger RNA. RefSeq lists its product as uncharacterized. Gene Ontology annotation, cellular component: ribosome. Gene Ontology annotation, molecular function: RNA binding; structural constituent of ribosome. The transcript is spliced from 5 exons. NCBI's taxonomy places the organism in Eukaryota, Viridiplantae, Streptophyta, Magnoliopsida, Lamiales, Lamiaceae. The record is from RefSeq and is a predicted model, not a curated record. The coding region runs from base 1 to 348 and encodes 115 amino acids. Gene Ontology annotation, biological process: translation.